Polistes dominula (European paper wasp) is the source of this 1622-nucleotide messenger RNA. RefSeq names its product tumor susceptibility gene 101 (gene TSG101). Gene Ontology annotation, cellular component: ESCRT I complex. Gene Ontology annotation, molecular function: ubiquitin binding. NCBI's taxonomy places the organism in Eukaryota, Metazoa, Arthropoda, Insecta, Hymenoptera, Vespidae. Gene Ontology annotation, biological process: protein transport; endosome to lysosome transport; protein modification process. The record is from RefSeq and is a predicted model, not a curated record.
AAAAACACACAACAAACAAAAUACAACGUAUUAUAUUAAUUAUUUUUUUGUUAACAAUUGUAUGUUAAAUCACAAUUGUUUUUGCUUCAUUUAUAUUGAGUGUAGUGUUUUUCUUAAAAAGAAGUCUAAAUGGUCAAAAUGACACCACAGGAUGAGGGGAAGAUAAGACAAGGAUUAAUAAAGUAUCAAAAUCCAGAUAUAACAAAGGCUCAAGUAUUGAAUGUUCUAUCGACAUACAAAGGUUUACAAUAUGAAAUAGAACCAUUUGUAUUUGUGGAUGGAACUCAAAAGGAAUUAUUCAAUUUACAAGGAACAAUACCUGUUACAUAUAAAGGAAAUCGUUAUAAUAUUCCAAUAUGUAUAUGGUUAAUGGAUACGCAUCCAAACAAUGCACCAAUAUGUUACGUUAAACCAACAUCAGAUAUGUCGAUUAAAGUAAGCAUGUAUGUUGAUCAUAAUGGCCAAAUUUAUUUACCAUAUCUGCACGAUUGGUUACCACAUACUUCUGAUUUACUUGGUUUAAUACAAGUAAUGGUUGUAACGUUUGGAGAACAUCCACCUGUAUACGCUAACUCGCGCAGUGAAACACCAAUGAAUACAGCAUAUCCCAUACAACCAUUCAUGCCAGUACCUGGACCUACCAUGCCAGGAGGUGGAUUUAUGCCAUAUCCACCAAAUUCGCAAUAUAAUACUGGAAAUAAUAUUUAUCCUCCUUAUCCACCAGCCACAACAUCAAAUAUUCCAUAUCCAGGUUAUAGAAUGUAUCAAGGUGGUGGUUUAAAUUAUCCAGGACAAGGAGGACAUGGCGGUUCUUAUCCAUAUCCACCUGCUACACAGCCAUCACCCACGGUGCCAGGUAGUUCUGGUGGAAGUUCUGGUACGAUCACCGAAGAACAUAUUAGAGCAUCCUUAGUAUCUGCUGUAGAAGAUAAAUUACGUCGUAGAUUGAGAGAACAAUUUUCUCAAUUGCAAGCAGAACUUGAAACGUUGCGUCGUACUCAGCAAGAACUUAAUAGCGGUGCUGCUUAUCUUUCAGAAUUAUUUGAAAAAUUAAAUAAGGAAAGUGCUGAACUUGAGAAGAAUACAAUUAUUUUACAAGACAAAGAGGCAGAAUUGGAAAAAGAAAUAGCUAAACUAUCCGACAAUCAGUCAAUAGAUGUAGAUGAGGCUGUUACGACGAUUACACCAUUAUAUAAACAGAUGUUAAAUGCAUUUGCCGAAGAAGCUGCGACAGAGGAUGCAAUAUAUUAUCUUGCCGAAGGAUUACGUUCCAGUACUAUAGAUUUGGAUGCUUUCCUUAAACAAGUGCGACAACUUUCACGUAGACAAUUUAUGCUUAGGGCACUUAUGCAACGAUGUCGUCAAAAAGCUGGAUUGGCAGGUUGAACUAUUAUAUAAAUGGAUAAUAUUAUAAAAUUUUCUAUUAUAAUAACGUAUUUGUAACAAAGUAUAUAAUUCUCACAUUGUGCAAACAUAUGGAUAAAACAAAGUUAAAAGUGCAUUGGUAUAUGAUGCUGAUCGGAGUUGUGCAGUAAACAAAUGAAUUAUGUUGUAAAGUCCUAUGAUAUAGAGUUUGUCGAUAUGUAUAAUAUUACUACGAACAAAAUACAUUUUUACAAAUA